Sporothrix brasiliensis 5110 is the source of this 1971-nucleotide messenger RNA. RefSeq names its product tyrosinase precursor. The transcript is spliced from 4 exons. The record is from RefSeq and is a predicted model, not a curated record. Gene Ontology annotation, molecular function: oxidoreductase activity. NCBI's taxonomy places the organism in Eukaryota, Fungi, Ascomycota, Sordariomycetes, Ophiostomatales, Ophiostomataceae. The coding region runs from base 1 to 1971 and encodes 656 amino acids.
AUGCGUCUUCCGUCCAUCUCCAUCUCGUCAUUCGGGCGGCCGCUCUUGGCAGUGGCCCUUUCAUCCUGGCUGUUGUCUGAGCUUCUGCCAGCGGCAACGGCGCAGUCCUCAGCCACGCCUCCGGGCAUCGUCGUCGGCGUCUCAAACGGCAUCAACAACAGCACAGGCCAGAGACCCUCACGCAUCAACAUCAACGACCUCUACAAUGAAGCAGGUCCACAUUGGGAUCUCUACGUCCAGGCGUUGGACAUGUUCCAGCGGGACGACAUGACCGAGAUCGAGUCGUACUACCAGAUAGCAGGCAUCCACGGACUCCCAUUCCUGCCAUGGAACGGCGUCAACCAGACCACCGGUGGUGCCAACUCGGGAUAUUGUCCCCAUGGCCAAACAACCUUCAUUAGCUGGCACCGCCCCUACCUCGCCCUUUUUGAACAGAUCCUCGCCCGCCAUGUCCUCAAGGCCGCCAAGCAGUACCCAGUCGAGACCGUCGACGCCUACACGGCCGCCGCCCAGACGUUCCGCAUCCCCUACUGGGACUGGGCCCAGGACGCCAGCCUGCCGCCCGCCGUGGUGGGCCCGACCGUCAACUUUAACGGCCCCGCGGGUCCAGCCACCAUGCGCAACCCCCUCGUCAGUUUCCAGUUCCCUAAUUUCCCGUUCCACGGCGGCGGCUUCGGCGGGUCGCUGGCGCAGUUUAACGAGACGAAGCGGUGCACGACGGUGUCGGGCGCGGCGGCGGGUGUGAGCGACGAGGACCAGGCGAAUAGUGUGAUGGGGAUUGACGGCGGACAGUUGCAAGAUAAAGUGUAUGCCGUCUUUACACACAGCACGACAUUCGAGGCAAUGGCGACCAUGUCCAACGCAGGCGCCAGCUUCGAGGAGCCGCACAACGUGGUGCACAACGACAUUGCCUGCUUCUCCGUGGCCGGCCACUCGGGCCACAUGGGCGACCUCAACUGGUCGGGCUUCGACCCCAUCUUCAUGCUGCACCAUGCCAACGUAGACCGCCUCUACGCCAUGUGGCAGGCCAUUAACUUCAACGACCCCGUCUUCACCACCAGCCAGCACGGCAACGCCCUGUACGGCACGCCCAGCGGGCCCGUGACAGCCAACAGCCCACUGAAGCCGUUCAUGGGUCCGUCUGUUGCGGGCGACAGCAGCAGUCCGUUGGUUUUCUAUACCAGCAGAUCCGUCGAGGCCAUGGCCGUUUUUGGGUACACCUAUCCAGAAAUCGACGAUUGGUCGCUGGCGCCUGCCGACCUGGCCAACUCGGUGCGCAGUUCCGUCAACAACUUGUACGGGCCGGGGGCGAGCGGUGUUGCGGCGAGUAGGAAAUCGAAGAGAGAGGCAGCGAGCGCUAGUCGUCUCGGGUGGUGGAAACUGCCGCAUAUCCGCCGGGUGCGUGCCGCCACGAACGACAACAAGGGCAGCACCAUCGAUCCCACCGCCGCCGUCACUACCGCUGCAGCCGCUGCUUUGCACCCGGCCACCGUCAUCCCCAAUGCCCGCGCCCUCAGCACGAACGACUACAGCAUCGAAGUCAGCGUCGACCGCGCCCAGCUGCCGUUGCCCUGCACCAUCGAGCUGCACCUCAAUGGCCAAGGUGGCGGCAAAACCAAAGCCGGCCACCACCGCGACACCACCCGCAUCGGCAGCACCAGCAUCCUGUCCAUGCCCCAAACCGGCACCAGCUACUCGGUGACGCCGGUACGUCGCACGCUUGUCCACGAGGCCACGCGGCGGACGCCGCCUGCAGUCUUCAACAACAACGACGAUGUCCUCGCCAGACUCCGCGGCAUCAGUGUCGUCAUUAAGACGCCCGAAGGCCGCGCCGUGCUCGUGUCCUCGGUCCCAAGUCUGAACAUAAUCGUGCAGCAGCGCAGCUACACACCCAUGUCGGCCGACAAUCUGUUCCCAAAGUACGGGCCCGUGACAUCCUACUCGGUGAAGCCGCUAGAUCUGGAGGUGUAG